AUGCUGUCGCAGUCUACCCUCAGCCGAAAUGCGCCGCGUGCGCUCUCCGUUGGCCGUCGGGCCAUGGCCUCUGCCGCCAACCCGGCCUUCCAAUACGACGUCUCCGAUGCUGCCGGUGUGAAGGUUGCCACCCGUGACGUCGCUGGUCCUACUGGCACCUUGGCCCUCGUGGCAAAGGCCGGCUCCCGCUACCAGCCCUUCCCCGGCUUCUCCGAUGCCCUCGAGAAAUUCGCCUUCAAGUCUACACUCAAGCGGUCGGCGCUUCGGAUCACUCGGGAGGUCGAACUGCUGGGCGGUGAGAUCUCGUCGACACAUUCGCGCGAAAACCUCGUCCUCCGGGCCAAGUUCCUCUCGAACGAUCUUCCAUACUUCACAGAGCUGUUGGCCGAGGUUGCCAGCCAGACCAAGUACCCAGACCACGAAUUGAACGAGGUUGUUAGUAAGCUCCUCAAAUUCCAGCAGCAGGCUGUUUACUCCAACCCGGAGAAUGUGGCUGUCGACGCCGCUCACGGCAUUGCCUUCCACCGUGGCCUGGGCUCGCCCAUCACCCCGUCCGAGACCUCGCCCUAUGAGAAGUACGUGUCGGCCGAUGCCCUGGCUGAGUUUGCCCAGGAUGCCUACGCCAAGUCCAACGUCUCCCUGGUCGCUAGCGGCCCCAACUCCGCCGACCUGUCCAAGUGGGUGGGUCAGUUCUUCAAGGACCUCCCUACUGGCAGCUCCUCCAGUCAGUACAAGCUCCAGCCCACUCAGGCCACCAAGUACUUCGGUGGUGAGCAGCGCAUUCCGUCCAAAGGCGGAAACGCUGUUGUGAUUGCCUUCCCCGGUUCCAGCGCUUUCGGCACCGCGGGCUACAAGGCUGAGGCAUCCGUCCUGGCUGCUCUGCUGGGUGGUGAGUCCACCAUCAAGUGGACCCCGGGCUUCUCGCUCCUGUCGCAGGCCACCCAGGGCUUCUCGCAGCUCCGCGUCAACACCCAAAACCUCGCCUACUCGGAUGCCGGUCUCUUCACCGUUACCCUCUCGGGCCAAGCCGACCAGAUCGGUGCCGCCAGCAAGAACGUCGUCGACGCCCUCAAGAAGGCCGCCGCCGGUGAGGUCGCCAGCGAGGAGAUCAAGAAGGCCACUGCUUUGGCCAAGUUCCGCGCCCUGGAGUCUGUUCAGACCCUGGAGACCGGUCUCGAGGCCACCGGUUCCGGCCUGGUCCACGGCAACAAGCCCUACCAGAUUGGCGAGAUUGCCCAGGCUCUUGAGAAUGUUUCUGAGGAGCAAGUUAAGGCGGCUGCCAACUCUUUCCUCUCUGGCAAGGCCACUCUUGUCAGCGUCGGUGAUGUCUUCCAGCUCCCCUACGCGGAGGACCUGGGUCUGACCGUUUAA
Molecule: messenger RNA, 1371 nt
Organism: Penicillium alfredii
Lineage: Eukaryota; Fungi; Ascomycota; Eurotiomycetes; Eurotiales; Aspergillaceae
Product: ubiquinol--cytochrome-c reductase subunit 2
Exons: 4
Coding region: 1-1371 (456 amino acids)
Cellular component (GO): mitochondrion
Molecular function (GO): metal ion binding
Source: RefSeq, a predicted model, not a curated record